CCAGAGAGAUCAGAGAUCAGAGCUUGAAGAUGUGGCUCAAGGAGCUGAAAGAUGCAGCCUAUGAUGCGGAUGAUAUACUGGACGGGUUUGAAGCCGAAGUCCUCCGGCAGCAAGUGGAGAGCGGCAAGCAGGUGAGCUUUUUAUCCUCUCUCAGUCCCAAUCAAGUUCUAUUCAAUCAUGAGAUCUCGAAAAAGAUGGCUGCGAUCCGAGAAAGGCUGGAUGACAUAGCGAAGGACAGGGACGACUUCAAGCUAGGAGAGUUGAGGGAUCAUGCAGGACAAGCAGAAGCAGUGGAGAGCCAAGAGUUCAGCAGCUCUCUCGUUGAUGAAUCUUGUGUAUUUGGUCGAGAGCAGGAUAAGGAAGAUGUAUUAGAAAUGCUGGUUGCUGAUGAUUCAAAUCAAGUUGGCCAUGGAAAUGUCUCGGCACUGCUAAUAGUUGGCAUGGCCGGGCUUGGGAAAACAACUCUUGCGCAGCUCGUCUACAAUGAUCCAAGAACAGGCAGCCACUUCGAUCUCAAGAUGUGGGUUCAUGUGUCGAAGGAUUUGGGUGUCAGAAGGAUCGCCAGAGAGAUCAUGGAAUCUGCUUCUAAGGGGAGGCAAUCCGAACUCGCGAAUUGGAAUAUGGUUCAAGAGAAUCUCAGAGGACAGCUGCAAGGAAAGAGGUAUUUGCUGGUACUGGACGAUGUCUGGAAUGAGGAUCGCAACCAAUGGGAGCAAGUAUUCCUCCCCUUGAUGCAUGGGAAAAGGGGCAGCAAGAUCUUAAUAACGGCACAAAACAAAAAGGUGGCAAACAUCACGGACGCGACUUCGUUGUAUUGUUUGGAGGGCCUAUCAGACCAAGAUUGCUGGCUGAUAUUUAAAAGAUUCGCAUUCGCAAAUGGAAACUCCAGUGGGCAUCCAAGAUUAGAGGAAAUUGGCAAGGAAAUAGUUAGCAAGAUUAAAGGCUUACCUCUAGCUGCAAAGAUACUGGGAGGCCUCCUGUAUUCCAAAGCAGAUGAAGACAGCUGGAGAACCAUCUUGGAGAGCGAGAUAUGCGAGCUGCCACCGCACAAUGCGAAAAACAUAAUGUCAGCUCUAAGAUUGAGCUAUCAGCAACUACCUGCACAUCUGAAGCAGUGUUUCGCAUAUUGCUCCUUGUUUCCAAAAGAACAUAAAUUCGAGAAAUCCAAGUUGAUCCAAAUGUGGAUAGCACACGGCUUCAUUCGACCUCAGGGAAGAAGACCAAUUGAAGAUGUUGGAAGCGAAUGUUUUAACAAUCUGUUGUGUAGAUCAUUCUUCCAACGAGUUGAGGAAAGCUACUUCAUGCACAAUAUGAUCCAUGACCUAGCACAAUCUGUUUCUCUUGAUGAAUGCUUUAAAGUAUGCAAUGGCAGGAUGCACAAGAUCGCUGAAAAGGCUCUUCACUUGUCUCUGGUUUCUGACAAUCUGGAGCCAACUGUAUUCAGCAACUUGCUAAAAUUCAGAAGACUGCGCACGCUCCUUUUCUUGCCUGACUGUAAGUCUGCAUUCGAUCACAUUCCUGAAGAGUUGUUUAUAAAGCUAAAAUACCUACGGGUGCUGGACUUGAGUCACAAUGACAUAAAAGAUGUGCCAAGUUCUAUCGGUAAUUUAAAGCAUCUUCGUUACCUGGACGUCUCUUACACAAGCAUCGCAAAACUACCUGAAACAACAGGAAACCUCCACAAUCUGCAAACUCUGAAGCUUGAAGCAUGCCCAGUUCGUGAACUACCGAAAAGCAUUACAAAAUUGAUCAACCUACGCCAUCUUAAAGCAAAUGCUGAGUCGAUUUCCACUGUAGCUGGAAUUGGAAGAUUAACUUUCCUUGAUGAGUUAGUGAAAUUUAAGGUACAUAAAGAGGGUGGACACAAGAUAGUCGAGCUAAAGGAUAUGUCAGAGCUUCAAAAGAUUCACAUUUCACAGCUAGAAAAUGUGAUCAGCAGGGAAGAGGCUCAAAAAGCUAGAUUGAAUGAUAAGAAGCGCCUUCAUAUACUGACAUUGGAAUGGACAUAUAUAACCCGGAGCAAUUCGAUAGACGAACUUCAUGGGGAAGUACUUGAAGGCCUUCAGCCGCAUAUAAAUCUGAGGGAGCUAAGCAUUUGGUAUAAUGCUGGCAGCAGGUCUCCAAGCUGGAUGAGAAACCACUUUCUCUUGAAUCUAGAAAUUCUUUGCCUUCGAAAUUGCAAAAAUUGGGAAUUCCUCCCCUCACUUGGACAGCUUCGCUUCCUCAGGUGUCUAGAUAUAAGUGGGAUGGAUGGAGUAAAGAAAGUUGAUCAUCACUUUUAUGGCACUGAAGCAGAUGGUUUCCCAUCUUUGGUGGAGUUGUCAUUUGAUGAGAUGCCGGAGUGGGAGGAAUGGUCCGGCACAGAGGGAGGACAAUUGUUUCCAAGCCUGCAAGAGCUUCUAAUCUUAUCCUGCCCCAAACUGCAGAGAAUGCCCCCACUCCCUAGUACAUUAGCAAGGUUGUGGAUAAGGAAAGUUGGAUUGGUUGCUCUACCAGAUCUAUGGGGAUGCCGGGGGAUAAAACCAAACAGCAAUUCACCAUCAUCACUUUCUAGCUUGGAGAUUACCGAGUGUCCUAAACUAACUUCCCUAUGUGACGGGUUUCUGCAACACAAUCUGAGAUCCCUUGAAAAAUUAACCAUCACUGAUUGUCCAGAGCUCGUCCAUUCCUCAGAGGAAGGGGGAUUACCUGCACUACUCAGCCUCAAAUCCCUGACUAUGGAGAAUUGUCCCAAGCUCACAGCAUUACUGGAGGAUAGGUUACCUUUGCUUGCGCAUCUCAAAAUCGGAGGCUGUCCAGAACUCAGAAUGAGAUGUCUGCAAAAUCUCACAUCUCUCUAUUCCUUGUCCAUUUCUGACUGUCUGAACAUAUCAUCUCUUCCAGAAAAGACAUUGUUUAACCUGACAGCACUCGAGGAACUGACAGUUAGUGGCUGCAGAGAACUAGCGAUGCUACAGUUUCGGGCUCUCACCUCCCUCAAGCACUUGACAGUAGAGAACUGUCCCAAGCUGAAGUCUUCUUCGCUUCUGCCAUCCUCGUCACUUGAAUAUCUUGAGAUUAACAACACUCCACUUGCAGGGCUCCUGCACAAUCUCACCUCCCUCUUGGCUCUGCGAAUCCAUAGUUGUCCCCAGAUGACAUCCUUUGCUGAAGAGGAGGAAGAGCUGCAAAAGCUGACAUCACUCCAAAGCCUACAUAUUUAUGACUGCGUAAAUCUCCAGUUUCUUCCAGCUGCAUUAUAUAGGCUUACCUCUCUUGAGCGCCUGUAUCUACAGAACUGCCCACAGAUCCAGUCACUACCAGAGAAUGGUCUACCUGGCUCACUUAACAUGUUGGAUAUCAGAGAUUGCCCCAUAUUGGAGGACCGGUGCAGGAAAGAUGCAGGCCCGGAUUGGCCUAAGAUUGCUUAUAUCCCUAAACUGGAUAUACUGACCAGCGGUGGGUCCCACGCAGCUAAUAAAACUGAAGAGAUGCUGGAAUUGCUAGCUUCCAUCAGUUCUGGUCCUGCAGUUGCUGAAAUUGGGGUGUAUGAUAGCAUCUUAUAUUGAAGAAACAGUUGAAAAGGUCAAAUUGCAGAGUCCAUCCCAUGGAGCAGGUUUUUCAUUAAUCUCCAAGCAUGAGUUUGAUUUGCCGCAUCAAGGUAACAUUCUACUUUUAUCUCUCAGCCACAAGAUGAUAUGUUUAAGGUGUCAUAUACUUCUUAUUGAUCUUAAUUGCUUGCUUGCUGAUUGGAAAGCCUUUGACGAUCAAUGGUUUUUCUUCUCUAUCGCUUGUUUUCAUGGAAGCAAAAGUCUAAUGCUUUGUCUUAUCGAUAGAUUAUGUUAUGCUGUCAGACGUGUCGAAUUUGCAAGAUAUCAUGUCAUCGUUUCUUUUCUUUCUUUUUUUUUUGUUACACAAGAUGUCAUGUCAUUAAACAUCGUUCGGAUCAGAACAAAUACAGAUAUUACAUUUACUCG
Molecule: messenger RNA, 3956 nt
Organism: Phoenix dactylifera (date palm)
Lineage: Eukaryota; Viridiplantae; Streptophyta; Magnoliopsida; Arecales; Arecaceae
Source: RefSeq, a predicted model, not a curated record